Molecule: messenger RNA, 3621 nt
Organism: Styela clava
Lineage: Eukaryota; Metazoa; Chordata; Ascidiacea; Stolidobranchia; Styelidae
Product: serine/threonine-protein kinase BRSK2-like
Biological process (GO): intracellular signal transduction; protein phosphorylation
Cellular component (GO): cytoplasm
Molecular function (GO): protein serine/threonine kinase activity; ATP binding
Source: RefSeq, a predicted model, not a curated record
UUUUUUUUUCAUAGUGUUAAUAAAUAUGCGUAUUCUUCGCACCGCAAUCAAGAAGAUCCAUAUUUUGUCAUUAGGUCAGUAAUUCAUGCCAUGCCUACGUUUCAAAGAUGAUAAAUUAUGCAUUUGAGUUAUCAAUAAUAGUCUAUUUAUCUUGAACGGCAAAUGUUAAGACAUAAUUAAGAAGAAUGUCUGUUUCAUUGCCUGGCCAAUAUGUGGGACCGUAUAGAUUGGAAAAAACUUUGGGGAAAGGCCAAACAGGUCUUGUGAAGCUGGGAGUGCAUUGUGUCUCUGGAAAAAAAGUUGCUGUAAAGAUUGUGAACAGAGAAAAACUGAGUGAAAGUGUCAUCAAUAAGGUUGAAAGGGAAAUAGCAAUCAUGAAGUUGAUUGAGCAUCCUCACAUAUUGGGAUUACACGAUGUUUAUGAAAAUAGAAAAUAUUUAUAUCUUAUUCUUGAGCUUGUUUCUGGUGGAGAAUUGUUUGAUUAUUUGGUGCAAAAAGGAAGGUUAAUACCAAGAGAGGCUCGUAGAUUCUUUCGUCAAAUUGUUUCCGCUGUAGAUUAUUGCCACAAUCAUAAUGUAUGUCACAGAGAUCUGAAGCCUGAAAAUCUUUUACUGGAUGAAAAAAAUAAUAUCAAAGUAGCAGAUUUUGGAAUGGCAUCUUUACAACCUGAAGGAUAUUUAUUGGAAACUAGUUGCGGAUCUCCUCAUUAUGCUUGUCCUGAAGUUAUUAGGGGUGAAAGAUAUGAUGGUCGUACAGCUGAUGUUUGGAGUUGCGGUGUCAUACUUUUUGCUUUACUUGUGGGAGCCUUACCAUUUGAUGAUGAUAACCUUCGUCAGUUACUAGAAAAAGUCAAACGUGGAGUGUAUCAUAUCCCACAUUUUGUUCCACCUGAUGCCCAAAAUUUAUUACGAGGAAUGAUAGAUGUAAAACCAGGAAAACGACUAUCCCUUCAACAAGUUUUACAACACCAGUGGAUGAGGCCGGGUAGUAAUUCCGUUGAAGGUGUGACCCAAGUACCCCAGCCACCUCCUUCAAUCAUCGAUUGUGCCCCGGUCCCUGAUGAGGAAACUGUUGACCCUGAUGUUCUGUCAUCAAUGACUUCAUUAGGAUGCUUCUGUGACAAGAAAAAGCUUGUUUCAAAUUUAUUGAAAGAGGAGCAAAAUACGGAAAAAGUUGUUUAUUAUAUGUUAUUGAGAAGAAAGAAGAGACAUCCUAGUUUUGAUGAUGAUGCAGAUUCUCUUCCUUGCAAACAUCCAGAUGCACCAAGAAAACGUGUUGAUUCGACCACAUCACUUAACAGUGCCAACAGCGAUGACUGGUGCAGUGCACCAACAGUUGAACGAAAACUUUCAACAGAAAGCCUCUGCCUUACAGAGCAAUCAUCACCUUUGUUAAGCAGGAGAACGACUGCUGAAACACAUCAAAGGUCACGAAGUCUGACUGGCGAAACAACUUCACGAAGAAUGUGUAAUGUUGCGGAAUUGACUGCAACUGAAAAGAAUAAAUGCAAUGGUGCACAACAACAGGCUCCACAACACACUAACACUACGACAGUAUUAACACAAGUGCAAAGAAAUAAUGCGACACCUCCUACCUCUCCUAACCCAUGGAAACAAAGACUAUCAAGUUUGAAAAAUACAUUCAUGGGAUCCCCUAGAUUUCAUCGACGAAAAAUGCAACCACCAUCAACUGAAGAUGUUACAAAUGGUUCAGAUUCGUCUUCUGAACUGUCAAAACGCUCCUGGUUUGGAAGUUUUGUAAGCAGCCGGUUUUCUUCAACAGAACAUUGCGAUGAAAUACCAUUCGCCAUCGUUUUCAAGGAUCGUACAUUAAAUAGCGUGAAAGGAGAAUUAGUCCAUGCAUUUUUAUCUAUGUCAAGCCUUACUCAUUCGAUGGUCGCUCCUACACGAUUUCGCUGUGAAUAUCGUUCUUCAAGUUCCGGUUCAUCAUCUAUGUUUCAUACUCGAUCAAUCAAGUUUCAAGUGGAUAUAAUUCGUCAUCCUCCAAAUGGUGAACAAGAAAAAAGUAGCGUUCAGUCCAUGGGAACUUAUUUAAUAACGUUCACUUUGUUAUCAGGACCUUCAAGAAGAUUCAGACGAGUAUUAGAACUAUUGCAAAUGCAGAUGACUGCUACUGCCGCCUAUCAUAGAAGCAAACCUGGCGAUGCAGCAUUUGUUUGAUGAACUACUGUAAAAAUUGCUAUUGAAAAGAAAUUUCCAGUUUGUUCUUUUGAACUGGGCCUUAGUCCGAGAGGUCUAUGCCUCCCUCCCUCACUAAAUUGACAAAACUGAUGGAUGUUUUGUGUCACUAGCAUUUAUCAGCUCUCUACUAGUCUUCAAGAAUGCCCUCUUCAAGAUUACAUGCAAUUUGAUCCAAGUACCCUAACCACUGCGCUGCUUUUUUGUGUCGUUUGGGAUAUAUUUUUUCGAUAUUGCAUGCUCGUCACUGUGUCUGUAAUUAUUUCAUCACAUAUAUGUUUAUUUAUUUUUAUCUGCUGUAUUACGUUUGCACGACUACACAACAACGCUUGGUGAACUAUAAACUGCCUAUUUUACAUUUUGUAAUGUGCAAUUUUUGUUCUUUAUUAUUCUUCAAUUUAUUAGAUGACUGAUUACUGUGUGCAGUGUUUCUGUUAUUAAGUUUUAAUUUGCAGUGCCAUGACCGAUUUGGUAUAUUUUGUAAAUUGUACACAUUGGGACUUCACGUUUUUUAUGUUUUCUUUGCAAUCGUAGUUCUAUGGAUUCCGUAAUAAAAUGGUAAUUUAUCACACAAAUACUGCAGUUAUGAUUAGGAGUGUUUCAUGAAAUGUUAUUUUCUUUCUGUGAAACCGCACUGAAUUUGGUAAAUGAAGAAAUUUUCAUGUACGAUACAAUAGAUUGGAUUUUCAAAUUGUUAGUCUCUGAGAUAAAAUAUGAACUAGUUUCAUUUAUCUUUGAUGAUAAAUUAAUCAGCAUUGUUCAUUAAAAUUUUUUAUGUUGUGCUCAACUGACUAGUUUCUGAAAAAAUAACGCUGUAUAUUGUACAAAAACAAAAUAAUAUUUUUUUAAAUAUGAAUUUUGUCAAAAAAAAUAGAACACAAGAUUGCAGUAGUCUAUUAAUAAAAAUGUAUUCAAAUUUCCACAAGAAUAUCAAUCAAAAUGAAUCAUUCAAUACAGAAUUAAAUUUAUCUGAUUGUCAUUUUUUACAUGCAGUAUUAUUUUUCCAACUGUGACCAUAUAUUGAGGUACUAAAAUUUUGCAAUGCUGCUUUUUUCUUUUCUUGGUAUUACAUUGUUUUUUUCGAAUUUGCACACACUUUUUUUCAUUUUACUGCACCAAUAUAUUGCAAUUAAAACUUUUGCCUCAUUCACUCAAGAUGUUAUGUUUAACAAUCUUGCACCAAUGACUGUCAAAUUUGUAUGAUUUUUUUUACCUGUUUGGAGAAUAUCCAUACUUAAGUUGAUGAUAAUUGCUUGCUGGUGUUGGUUCAAAUGUUAUUUUUUUAGGAUUGAUCACCAGGUAGAUAUCUGAUUUGUGCAAAUUCUCGCUGGUGCUGAAUAAUUUUUCAAUCUGUAAUCGUGCAAACUUUCAUGUUGUUUUAAUUGUAUUUAUGUGAAUUAUUUAUUGUAUAAGAAUGGUACGA